GUGUCGGGUGAGGUCUCCAAAAUCAGUUUGGAGUUUGCUUGAGUUUAUUCCUGUCGACUUUCAAUGUGAUUAGUUUACCUGCUACAUACUUACUUAAGAUAGUGAUUGCGCGAAUUCAUACGUUUUCUGCAGCAAAUCUUAUGAAUUAGUUUCGCCGAUAAUUGGAAAUAAAAGAUAUAUAGACAGGCAAUUAUGAGUCGCUGGGCAAAUAAAACCGCAAUCGUUACCGGCGCUGGAUCCGAUCUUGGCCAAGCAAUUACAUUCGCUCUUUUGAAAGAUGGAAUACACGUAUCUGCUAUAGAUACGAAGGAAGGAAUAAAUAAAAUUAACGCGAAAUACAAAAAGAUGAAAAUAAUUGAUACACAUACGGGUAAAUUAGAACUUCAAUGUUAUAUGAAGGAUAUCGAAGAAACAUUCAAGAAGGAUGUGGAUAUUCUGAUCAAUAAUCACAAUGCUUUUAGUAUAGGAUUGUCGUUAUAUGAUCAGUUUAUAAAUGAUGCGAUAGAGUCUAUGCGCAGGCGACAAGUAGAAGGGCACAUUUUCAAUAUCAACAGUAUUUACGGUCAUUUCCUUCCAACAAAAUCUUUGGAUAAAGCUUUGGAUAAAGAAUAUAUAUCUCUUUUUAAUCAGCAUGUCGCUUGUGACCGCGCAGGUAUUACUUUAACUCAUUUGAUACGAAAUGACGUAGAAGGCGUUAAACCUCCUAUUCGAGUUACGAGUAUUAGUCCUAGUUGUCUGAAAAUGGAUAUACCUUUGAAUGAGUCUAAUAAUUUAAUGCCAGAGGAUGUAGCGGAUGCGCUUAUUUAUGCUCUUCGACUAAAACCGGAAGUUGAGAUUACGGAACUUAUUAUUCAACCUACCGGGACACUUCCAUGAAAAAUAUUUUUAGCAAUAUGUCCACCUCUCUUAGCACCUCACUCAAUAUAGUAUAAAGAGAUUUUUAUUUAAAAUAAAUUUGUAUUGCUUUGUAUUUUUUUGCAUGA
Messenger RNA from Camponotus floridanus (Florida carpenter ant), 983 nucleotides. RefSeq names its product farnesol dehydrogenase. The transcript is spliced from 6 exons. The coding region runs from base 193 to 876 and encodes 227 amino acids. The record is from RefSeq and is a predicted model, not a curated record. NCBI's taxonomy places the organism in Eukaryota, Metazoa, Arthropoda, Insecta, Hymenoptera, Formicidae.